GUUAUUUUACAUAGAAAGGGGUGGGAUUUGAUUCAAUUUGAAUGCAAGGGGUGUGACCGAGCCUCGCUGUCUAUAUAAAGGGCGACGCGAGACCAUUCCCUCCCCAGUCCACCAGCGAGGUCUGAAAGUUGCAGGGUGGAGGGGGUGACAAUCCCGGCACUCAGAGGUCUAGGCUUUGGUGGUCUCGGUGCUCGGAGGUCCCAGCAGAGCCACAGCCGCCGCGACAACCCCCAGGCACCCCCCGUCCUGCGCCCCCAGCCCAGCUGCGAUACACCAUGAAAGCCAUCAGCCCGGUGCGCUCCGUGCGGAGCUGCUACGAGGCCGUUUGCUGCCUCUCGGAGCAGAGUUUUGCCAUCGCCCGGGGCAGCCACAACAAGAGCCCGGCCUUGGAAGAGCCCAUGAACUUGCUGUACGAUAUGAACGACUGCUAUUCCAAGUUGCGGGAGCUGGUGCCGGGCAUCCCGCAAGGCACCAAGGUGAGCCAGGUGGAGAUCCUGCAGCACGUCAUCGACUACAUCUUCGAUCUCCAGAUCGUGCUGGAGGAGGGGGCCAAAGGCCGCGACCCCUCCUCCGAGGCCACGCUGUUCUCCCUCAAGGCGGCCGAACUCGCCUCUGAACUCUGCUCCAAAGACGAGAGAAGUUUGUGUCACUAA
Neopelma chrysocephalum (saffron-crested tyrant-manakin) is the source of this 653-nucleotide messenger RNA. Its product is annotated as DNA-binding protein inhibitor ID-3-A-like. Gene Ontology annotation, molecular function: transcription regulator activity; protein dimerization activity. The record is from RefSeq and is a predicted model, not a curated record. NCBI's taxonomy places the organism in Eukaryota, Metazoa, Chordata, Aves, Passeriformes, Pipridae. Gene Ontology annotation, biological process: cell differentiation; circadian regulation of gene expression; negative regulation of transcription by RNA polymerase II. The coding region runs from base 276 to 653 and encodes 125 amino acids. Gene Ontology annotation, cellular component: nucleus; cytoplasm. The transcript has 2 exons.